This is a messenger RNA of Linum tenue, 5045 nucleotides long. The record is from the annotation of a GenBank genome assembly. Lineage: Eukaryota; Viridiplantae; Streptophyta; Magnoliopsida; Malpighiales; Linaceae.
GCCCAGGAUACAUCCUUUCUCUGUUCGUGAUCUGGUGGUAGUUUUGAUUAACUGGGCUGCAGCAAUAAUUUUAGCCCAAGCCCAAUUCUCGAACAUGUGGUCCCUCCGUCGGCCCCAAAAGCCGCCCGCUAAGAUGCCUCCCCGCUCUCACCAAACAGUAACAGAGAGAGGUCAGAGGCGGCGUGAGGGGGGAGAGAGAGAUACAGAAUCCAAAUUCGCCUUGCCUUGGCUUGGCUUGGCUGCUCCUUCUGUUCGCAAGUCGCAACUUCGUAUGUUGAUGUAUGUAGCCCAAAAAUUGGUCUCUAUCAACUCCAGAAGGGGCAAACCGAAAAAAGGCCACUCCUUUCCCUCCCUUCUUCCUUCCUCCUUUCUUUCAACAUAAAAUCAUCACUCACUGAUUUCGAUUCAGCAAAUUUCUCCCAACUCAUGGCCGCCGUCUACAGGCUCCCCUCCCUCUCUCCUCUUCCUCCUUCUUCCUCCGACUGCACUAGCUAUUAUCAUUCAGUCCGCACAAACCCAAACACCCUCUGCUGUCUCCGCGCCGCCUCCCCUUUCACCGAAAAGCACUCCCUCCAGCAGUACCGCCGUGACAACUGGCUCUAUAAGGAGCACCUUCCGCCUUUCUCUUCUUCUUCUUCUAUUCCUCCUCCUCCUCCUCCCCCAUUUCGUGAAGGUGAUGAUGAAGAUUCCAUCAGGCAAAACGACAUCGCAUUGCAGCUCCCGGAGCUCAAGAAGCUGCUUCAAGUCCUCAGGGAAAAGAGACUACUAACGCAACAACAUUCUUCUCCCGACGGCGAUUCUCAGAAACCCUGCUGCGGAAGUGUCUUCUUGGUCGGCACUGGCCCUGGUGACCCCGACCUCUUGACAAUCAAAGCUCUGCGAGCGAUUCAGAAGGCUGAUCUCUUGCUUUAUGAUCGGUUGGUCUCUAAUGACGUUCUCGAUUUGGUUGGUCCCGAUGCUCGAUUGCUCUACGUCGGCAAGACUGCUGGCUACCACAGUAGAACCCAGGAGGAGAUACACGAGCUGCUUCUGAGUUUUGCUGAAGCAGGGGCCACAGUAGUCCGGCUCAAAGGAGGGGAUCCUCUGGUGUUUGGUAGAGGUGGAGAGGAGAUGGAUUUUCUACAACAGCAAGGCAUUCAUGUUAAAGUUAUUCCAGGCAUAACAGCAGCUUCAGGAAUUGCAGCAGAAUUGGGAAUCCCAUUAACUCACCGAGGGGUUGCCAAUAGCGUAAGGUUUCUAACCGGUCAUUCAAGGAAAGGAGGCACCGAUCCACUGUUUGUUGCAGAGAAUGCUGCUGACCCUGAUUCAACCCUGGUGGUUUACAUGGGCUUGGCCACUCUCCCUUCUCUUGCUACAAAAUUGAUCCAUCAUGGCUUGCCGGAAGACACACCGGCUGCUGCAGUCGAGAGAGGAACCACACCACAACAGCGCAUUGUUUUCGCGGAACUGAAGGAUCUUGCUGAUAAGAUUUCAGAAGCCGAGUUAGUUUCUCCUUCACUGAUCAUAAUAGGGAAGGUUGUUGAACUUUCACCACUAUGGCCAUGUUCUUCUGAUGAAUCAGUUGCUUUGGCUGGUGUCAUUUAGCCACUGGCAUUGGACAGAGGAGACUUCCAAUCCAAUAUUCAAUUUGACAGAUUAGUAAGAGUUUUGGUUAUUCCUCUUGAAGCCAGCAGCCCACGUUUCUGAACGACCCGGCUGAACCAGAAGUAGCACACUGUUGAAUGGUAACAUGGGAGGCUGCCUUCACCUUUUGAUUGGUAAUUGAAGUCGCAACAAUAUUUUCACUAAUAUCUGUAGAAAAUUCAUCACUGCUUUUAAGCGGUAUGCAAGAAAAUAGGUAGCAUCAUUAUUUGAUCACCAGCGGGGUGUGUUGUGUAUCAGUAUAAGCCUCUUUUAUCAUUCUGAAUAGAGUGGAAGUUAACAGUAAUGUAAUGGCGGUGCAAUUUUCUUUUGGGUAAUUGAUGCUCUUAUUUCUUCUUUUUUUGGUGAGCAGGCUCUUAUUUCUCUUUUCAUUCUUUUCCCACUUCCUGCAUAAUUUUAUGUUUCUUCCAUUGUUUUCCUUCAUCGAGCAGCAGUGAUGUAAUGUAACCUAUCAGACAGCUGAAACUCAGCAGAAACCCUCUUGAGGUCAUGCAAAAACCAGAUUACUUGUUGAAUGGUAACUGCUAGGACAGUGCAGCACGAUACUCGUUCAAGUGAUUUAACUAUUCGAUUCAUAUACAUGUGUUGUCCUGUGGCACCUUUACUUGCGUACAAAAGAAUGAACUUUAGAAGUAGCAACCCUUCCAUCCUAGAAAAUGAAGGUAAAGUAGUAAACUAUAAAAGGCCUAGAAACUAAUAAAGAAUUAAAAAAAUGACAUCCACCGUAUAACCUGACUUCCUUCCACCAGUUUGUGUAUUCCUCAUUUACAAUGUGGCAGCAAACCUUUCAGUGUCUUGUCUGUGUAUUUCUGCUGAAAAGGAGUGCCGCUGCUGCAACUGGCUGCUCAUUAGCAAUCCAAUCAGGCGAUGAGCUGAGAUUUAGCUCUGCACUAACUCUGAAUGUCUACUAAUCACACUGUGGAGUGUGAAGAAGUAUGAUUGCACAUGCAUUCAGGAAUCGGGUACUUGGUGACGUCCCUUCCAGCUUUGCUACUUCUGAGCUCCGGCUGCCCUAACGACUCGCUGUGCAACUCCUUGAUGAUCCUAUUGAACUCGGCCUCGGGAAGCGAAUCAUCCAGGAAAUAAGGCAGCAUGUGUCUCUUGUUGGGAGUUAUAUACUUCUUGUGGCCUGCAUAAGCUCGGUGUCCCUGGAUUGCGUGGCCCAUGUUCCCACCAUGAGAAGGCAUGAACACGUCGCUUCUCUCCGCCACAAUGACGUCAAUGGCAGCCAUGAAGGACGCUUUCUUCUCAUAUGGUUCAAGCUCCCCGGGCAAGGCCAGAUCAUGCUUGUUGAACAAGUAUGGGAAUUCCUUAGUUAUGGGGUCCAAAGCUUCGAGUCCUCCUAGUGGGUCCCCUCCAGCCCAGAAUAUUCUUGCACCCUUUGGUGCUCCCAGUGCCUUGAGCAGCCUGGCCACCUCCAUGGCGUUCAGAGGGCACAAUCCGGCGAGCUUCCUUUCGUGGGAAGUCAUGUUGGACCGGGCAGUGAGUAGCUCAGGUCUUCGUGUUCUCUCGCUGGAGAUCAUCUCGUCGUACUCUGGGCUCAAACCAGGUAGGCAACCGGUCCGAACCCAUACGUCCUUCUCCAUCCGGAGAUGGAGUGCAAUGUACGGACCUUUGCUCGACAUUCUGUCUGCCAUCUUGUUGCCAAGUCCCAUAAUGGUUGGAGCGAACCUCAAGGCAUGGAAUGCUACCUUGCAUCGUAGUUUCUGAAGAUCGGAAGGAAGAUCCUUGGAAAGCCUCGAGUCCAAACCACGUAGAAGCAAAACCCCUUCUCUGUUGAGCUGCCAAAAAUGGGGAGUGGUAACAGUAAGCAUCUAAAUAUGCUAGUAGUAUUUGAUUGUUCUAAAGCCAAUUCAUGAAACACGCAAUUCAAUGUCAUUGGAAGAAUGCAGGGGGUGGUUUGACACUUUGACUUAUUAGGGAUAUUCGAAAAGGACUACAAGUUUGGCGUGUUUGGCCGGUAUUCUACCGUAGAACAACUUUGCAAAUUACAAUUCAAUUCUGUUUUGCCAACAUAUAAAUGAGGGAGCGGGGCCACAAGUAACAGCAGCUUGCAAGAGGCCAGCUGGAGAUGAGCAUUGUUGCGUCAAGUUGGGGGCAAGUUCAAAACCAGAACGCAAAGCAACCCUCUUGACUUGACUCUUGAGAGAGAGAGAGAGAGAGAGAGAGAGAGAGAGAGAGAGAGAGAGAGUGUAGGAACUAGGAAGGGGAAAGUGAAAUGAGAGAGCAGGAGCAGCAUACCCGCUUGAGAUAACGGGAGCGGAUCCAUUGAGGAGAGGCGUGCAGAGGAGUCCGUUUCUCCUCGACUGGCCUGGUCAUUAUGUGGGUCGAAGGCAGAGAAGAAACUACCCUGACGUCAUUCGCCAGAACCGCCUUGAAGUGCUCCAAAUCGAAUAUGUCCGAGAACUCACUUUCGUCUCCCCAAAUGACAUUGACUUGCAAGAUGGGAACCACCAAAGUAGCCCCAAGAAUCCUGGCGAUGACGACGGCGUCCACAAUCUGAUUCCUCUGCUGAUUCAUUCCUCCAGCGACCACCACAAGCAGAUACUUCUUGCUCCGCUCUUUCAACAUCGAUUCGGUGGCUCUCUGGUAUUCUCUGGUCAACCCCAAACAUGGCCUGUACCCCAACCCAUCCGGCUGCUCCCAGAAGGACGAUGAUUGGGAUACAUUAUUACUGCUACUGCUGCUGCUAAUACUAACACUAACUCCCUCGCCACUAAUUAUGUUCUCUGAUCCAAACCCAAUCUGCUGCUGCUGUUGGGGGAGAUCGUUGGUACAGGGGCGGGUUGUAGAGAAAGGAAGAAGCAGGGGAUGGGUGAGGUUGAUGAGCAUCCCGACAAGGCCGAAGAAGAAGAGAGCCAAGCACCAUAGCUUGGAGUUCCUGAGGAGAGGGGCGAUGAUGAAGCUAUUCUUCCUUGACGAUGAUGCCUUCUUGGGGGAAUGGAGGAGAGACUGCAAGGAGGAUGAAGAGAGGGAGUUGAUUAUCUGGGAAGGAACAGAGAUGUAUGCCACUUUCUUGGCCUUCUCUUUGAGCUUCUUUGCCAUCAGGUUCCGUCGGAGAAAAUAGGCACAGACUUAUUCUUUCUUCUUCCCUGCGGAUUGGCGGAAGUCUACUUUUGUUGUGGGAAUGGGCGGCGGGAAGGAACGCGGAGAGAAAGUAGGCGAGGAAAGAAAGAAAGGAAGGAAGGAAGGAAGACGGGUCAGAGUCAGAGAGAGAGAGAGAGAGAGAGAGAGCGGAAUGGGGAAUGGUAUGGGCGAGAGCUGCCUGCCUCUGCCCGCCUGCUUUUAUUUUUAAAAACGAUGUGCGAUCAUUUACUUCUACUUCAUAAUUAAUAAUGUAAGUGGGAUUUAAUUUUCUUUAAUUAUUAGAGCAAUUAAUUAAAAUGGGCAGACUGUAUUGGACC